Messenger RNA from Lepisosteus oculatus (spotted gar), 2103 nucleotides. NCBI's taxonomy places the organism in Eukaryota, Metazoa, Chordata, Actinopteri, Semionotiformes, Lepisosteidae. The record is from RefSeq and is a predicted model, not a curated record.
UCCGAGAGAAGAGGUCAUAUAAUGGAGUCGGAGUGAUGGAGUUGGCGAUGAAGUCGGAGAGACGAAUCGCAAAAAGCAACGUUUUUGGUUUGAUCCUGCUUGUGUGUUGAACCCGAUCUCACAGAGGAAGUAGACAGAACGAUAUGCAGUGAUGAAGAGGGUGCGGGCGGAGCAGAUCCAGUACACCGUGGCUCAGUACCUCAAGCGGCGGCAGUAUGUGGAUGUUGAGAGUUCCCUGAAGGGCGCCAAGCUCUCUCAGACUGCAGAGGAGAUGGCAGCUAACCUCACAGUUCAGACAGAGUCUGGCUGUGCCAACGUUGUCUCGGCAGCUCCUUGUCAAGCUGACCCUCAGCAGUAUGAACUGCAGUUUGGCCAGCUACACAGCUUUCUCUCUGGUAAGUUGAAUGGGCUGGAGCCGGCCGACGUGCGGGCCGCCAUCCUCCAGAACGAGGCGGCGCUGGAGUCGCUGCAGGACUGCCUCAAGCGCGUGAAGGAGGGGCCCCCCUCGCUCACCACCGUCUGCUUCUACGCCUUCCACCACACCGAGCAGCUCCUCAACACGGCCGAGAUCUCCGGCGACAGCAAGCUGCUGGCCGCCGGCUUCGACUCGUCCUGCGUGAAGCUGUGGAGCCUGCGGGCGCGCCGGCUGAGGGCCCAGCCCCACGUGGUGGACGUGUCCCGGGUGCACCUGGCCUGCGACGUCCUGGACGAGGAGGCCGAUGACGAGGACAGCGCGGGCAGCGAGAUGAAGAUCCUGCGGGGCCACUGCGGCCCGGUGUACCGCACGGCCUUCCUGACCGACAGCUCCGGGCUCAUCACCUGCUCCGAAGACACCACCAUCCGCUACUGGGACCUGGGCAGCUUCACCAACACCGCCCUCUACCAGGGGCACGCCUACCCCGUGUGGGACGUGGACAUCAGCCCCUGCAGCCUGUACUUCGCCAGCAGCUCCCACGACCGGACUGCGCGGCUCUGGACGUUCGGCCGCACCUACCCGCUGCGCCUGUACGCCGGCCACCUGGCGGACGUGGACUGCGUCAAGUUCCACCCCAACUCCAGCUACCUGGCCACCGGCUCCACCGACAAGACUGUGCGGCUGUGGAGCUUGCAGCAGGGCAACUCGGUCCGCCUCUUCACCGGCCACCGCGGGCCCGUGCUGGCGCUGGCCUUUUCUCCCAACGGCAAGUACCUGGCCUCCGCCGGGGAGGACCAGCGGUUGAAGCUGUGGGACCUGGCGUCGGGCACCCUCUUCAAGGACCUGCGGGGCCACACCGACACCAUCACCAGCCUGUCCUUCAGCCCCGACAGCAGCCUGGUGGCCUCCUCCUCCAUGGACAACUCGGUCCGGGUCUGGGACAUCCGCAACGCCUACUGCAGCGCGCCGGCCGAUGGCUCCUCCAGCGAGCUGGUGGGCUUGUACACGGGCAACACCAGCAACGUGCUGAGCGUGCAGUUCAUGGCCUGCAACCUGCUGCUGGUGACCGGCACGGCGCAGGAGAGCCAGGAGCAUUAGCAGAGAGACCGCCCUGUGACUGCUCUGCGGAGCCUCGCCCCAGACCUCCUCCUUCAAACCCGGGAGGGCUUGGCGGGGAAAUUUCUUAGCUCGUGCUCUAAGGGAGGCUGAUCUGUGCCAAAAUGUAUUUGCUAUUUUUUUAGCAGAAGAAGAAUUAAAUCUAUUGACCCUAAAGGUUUUCGCUUUCCCUGCUGCUUCAUUUCCGGCUUGCGGUGCGACUCGCGCUCGGGGCGUUUGUUCUCUUCCGGAUGGAGGAUUGUUUUGUGGGAUGAUUUAAAGGCUCGGCGAGUACCCCAGGAAUAUCGGCAGAUCGCGUCCAUUCCUGGAGACGGCCGGACGUAUCCCUGUUUGUGUGGCUUCAUUUAUGUUGUGUAGACGCUUGCGUAGCCGAGGUCAUAGAUCGUCUAGGAGUGGAGAUGAGAUCAGGUCGCCCGGGAUUUUGUAGCUUGGGUGCGAUCAUACUGUAGCUUCGUGUCCUAGCUAGUCUGCCACGUGACCCCCACAUGGGAGUGCAGUAAUGGGCCGAGACGGCCUGUACCCAUGUCAUCGCAGCGUCAUGGCAACACACUGAAGUACAAUAUCAUCCUUGU